Molecule: messenger RNA, 8802 nt
Organism: Melopsittacus undulatus (budgerigar)
Lineage: Eukaryota; Metazoa; Chordata; Aves; Psittaciformes; Psittaculidae
Gene: SLC44A1
Product: solute carrier family 44 member 1
Exons: 16
Coding region: 218-2170 (650 amino acids)
Biological process (GO): transmembrane transport; choline transport
Cellular component (GO): plasma membrane
Molecular function (GO): choline transmembrane transporter activity
Source: RefSeq, a predicted model, not a curated record
CGGCCGCCGCCGCCGCGGGGGGAGGAUGAGGGGGCGCCUCGGCGGGGCUGGUGCCGCAGCCGCGCUCCUCGCCUGAGCAUUCCCGGCCGUUCCCCUUGGCCGUCCGCGCCGCCGCCCCGGGGCGGGCCGUCGGUUGAAGUGGAUGCCCAGCGCCUGCCUGCCGCCGCCGCUGCCUGGCGCCUAGUGGCCACCGCCAGGGCAGAGACCCGCGGACGCCAUGGGCUGCUGCAGCUCCGCCGCGCAGAGCUCCAAGCGAGAGUGGAAGCCUCUCGAGGACCACAGCUGCACAGAUGUACCAUGGCUACUCUUAUUUAUCCUCUUCUGUGUAGGAAUGGGUUUUAUCUGUGGCUUUUCAAUAGCUACAGGAGCAGCUGCAAGACUGCUUUCGGGAUAUGACAGUUAUGGAAAUAUCUGUGGGCAGAAAAAUGUAAAGGUGGAGGGAAUAGUCAACAGUGGUCUGGACCUCACACACAAGAAGUAUGUGUUCUUCUUGGAUCCAUGCAACAUUGAUCUAGUACACCAGAAGAUCAAGUCUCUUGCUUUGUGUGUGUCCGCUUGUCCAAGGAAAGAACUAAAAACUCUGGCUGAUAUUCAGAAAUUUGCAGAAACUAAUGGAUCCACUCUGUGUAGUUAUGAACUACAGCCAUCAGAAUACACUACAGACCCAGCGGCUGCCAAAUUAUGUCCCAAAUACCCUGUUCCAGAGAGUGCACCUAUUCCAUUCUUCCAUCGCUGUGCUCCUGUGAACAUUUCCUGCUAUGCCAAGUUUGCAGAGGCCCUGAUCACCUUUGUCAGUGACAGUAGUGUCUUACACAGGCUGAUUAGUGGAGUUAUGACCAGCAAAGAGAUUAUAAUGGGACUUUGCUUGUUAUCACUAGUGUUGUCCAUGAUUUUGAUGGUUAUAAUCAGGUACAUUUCAAGAGUACUUGUCUGGAUUUUAACAAUUCUUGUCAUCCUGGGAUCACUUGGUGGUACAGGAGUCCUGUGGUGGCUGUAUGCUAGGGAACGAAUAUCUGCCAGUGCUGUUGAGACUCAAAUAGCCAAAGACAAUCUUCAGGCUCUCCUGAUCUAUGCCAUUGCAGCUACAGUCUUCACGGUUAUCUUGUUCUUGAUAAUGCUAGUUAUGCGUAAACGAGUAGCUCUCACCAUUGCCUUGUUCCAUGUGGCUGGCAAGGUCUUCAUUCACCUGCCGCUGCUAGUCUUCCAGCCGUUUUGGACAUUCUUUGUGCUUAUCCUCUUCUGGGCAUACUGGAUCACAGUCCUGCUUUUCCUUGGUACUACAGGUAGUCCUGUCCCAAAUGAAGAAGGAUUUGUUGAAUUUAGAAUGGUAGGUCCUUUGAAAUACAUGUGGUGGUACCAUUUAGUGGGACUCAUCUGGAUCAGCGAGUUUAUCCUAGCAUGUCAGCAGAUGACGGUAGCAGGGGCUGUUGUAACAUACUACUUUACAAGGGAGAAAAGGAAUCUGCCAUUUACUCCUAUUCUGGCAUCUGUUAAUCGCCUUGUUUGUUACCACCUAGGAACAGUAGCAAAGGGGUCUUUUAUUAUCACACUAGUGAAGAUACCACGAAUGAUCCUUAUGUAUAUUCAUACACAACUCAAAGGAAAAGAAAAUGCUUGUGCUCGCUGUAUGCUUAAAGCCUGCAUCUGCUGCCUUUGGUGUCUAGAAAAGUGCCUGACCUACUUAAAUCAGAAUGCAUAUACAGCCACAGCUAUCAACAGUACCAACUUCUGCACCUCAGCGAAGGAUGCCUUUGUUAUUCUAGUGGAAAAUGCUUUGCGAGUGGCUGCCAUAAACACAGUUGGGGAUUUUAUGCUGUUUCUAGGAAAGGUCCUGAUUGUCUGCAGUACAGGUUUGGCUGGGAUCAUGUUGCUGAAUUACCAACGAGAUUACACCAUCUGGGUGCUGCCACUCAUCAUUGUCUGCCUCUUUGCGUUCCUGGUUGCUCACUGCUUCCUUUCCAUUUAUGAAAUGGUUGUUGAUGUCCUUUUCUUAUGUUUUGCCAUCGAUACAAAAUACAAUGAUGGGAGCCCUGGGAGGGAAUUCUACAUGGAUAAAGUACUUAUGGAGUUUGUGGAGAAUAGUAGAAAAUCUAUGAAAGAAGCUGGUCGGGGAGGUGGAGCUGAGGGCAGAGAGCUAAAACCAAUGGCCUCUGGAGCAAGUUCAUCUUGAAACUAGCCAGCCAUAUUGGAACCCAUUGACAUUCCAAAACAGUAUAUAUAUACAUAUAUACAUGCAUAUAUAUAUAUAUAUACACACACAUAUAUAUAUAUAUAAAAAUAAACAGCCAAAAGCAGAGAAAAGGAACAGGGAUUUAAUACUUUUUUUAACAAUUAUUUUUGUGAAACAUGUACUCUUUUCAUACGGGUGGCUUUUACAAGCAGCUUUAUCAUUGUUCCAUUUUUUUAAUUAUUCAUUGUGGUCAUGGAAAUGUUGAUUCUUAUCUGCCUGAUAUUUUACAAUCUGGAGGAGGUAUCAUUGUAAAGAUAAUCUGAAAUGAUGACUGGUGUAGAAACAGAUUUCCCAUGACACUGCUAAUGUAGUGAGAGUUUUACGUGCUUAGUUUGUUUAAAUCUGCAUUAAAGUCAAGACAGUUAUAUGUAAGGAAAAACUUCAAAUCAAGAAAAGUCUCAAAUUUAGUUUUUCAGAAGGUGGUUUCAGUGAGAGUUCAUUCUAUUUGAACAGGUUUGCAAGUAGUCACUUUACUUUUCAGCCCUGGCUGAGCAUAGUUUUUUUUUAUCAGUAUCAGAUAUCACAAUAACCAACUCCUCAGGUAUUCAGGUGUGUGGGAGCCCUUGCAUCUCCUAUUAAAUAGAAACUACAAAAUGGGGACAGAUAAUUUUUAUAUGCAAUUAACUUCCUGUUUUAUCCUACUUACCCCUCAUACCCAUGGCCCUCUGUCCUCCCCUUGAGUUCAGUAGCCUUCUUCACACUUCAGCAGUGCUCCUUUGAAGGGUAUGAAUUCUCCACAUGAAACAACUGAAAUAACAUUGUUAAAGCUCAGUCUUAGUCAUACUCAUGAUUAGUUCAUGACUAGAGAUAAAGAUGCUGAGGAUGGAAAGAGAAAUGGACUGUACACCUGUACAAAAAAAGUACUGUAUGCUUCAUUUCAUUCAGUGCUGGAGAGCUCUGGGAGGAGGAAGGAACUGUUCCUUACCUGUCAUUUCAUCCAUAUUUGUAUGUACUGUAGCGGGUGGCUAAAACAGGAAAGGGCAGAGAAGCAUUUCUUUGGAAGUGUAACUGCCAGGAUAGUUAUCUAAAGUUAUCAAAUAAUAACAAAAGAACAUGCUUUUUUAUUAUUAUUAGAUACUUAUAUUUCUUUUCAGUCUGGAAGCUCACCAGAUACAAAUGCUGAUGUUAAAUUGUUCGGCAUACUGUAAUGGUAAAUGCUUAGAAGUGUAUUUGCUAAGAAUUCAUGAUUCUGUCUAUGCUAUAUACUCCUUUUGUUACAAUUUUUUUAAGAAAACUAUUUUUGUUAAUAUAAAAUUAAUAUUUCAGAGCGGAAUUUUUAAACUUAUUGCACUAAAUACGAGCUCUGUACAAAUGAAUAAUGCCUCGAUGGUUUGAUCACUCCAUUCAAGAAAAUCUUUUGGAAGAGAAAAGCCCUUCUGCAGAAGGUUUGCAAUGGAGUGGAGUGGUAUGUCUAGUUAGAGACAUGCACAACUCAUCUUACAAAAGUUUAAUAAGUAAGCAGGUAUCUGUGCUUCCUUUCAGAGGAUCAGACUUUUAAAUUGCUGCCAAAGGUUUAAAAAACAUGCGGUAUCAUGUAGCUAACCAGUGCUCUUACCUUUUGGCAACAGUGAAAUAUUUCACUCCUGCUUCUAUAAACCAUUUGGUAAAUUUGUUUAGUUUUCUUUCGGUAAGCCAGUUAAAAGGAUUUACUCUUUUCAUAUCACAGAACCCAAACUACAUGAAAUUAAAAAUACAUUUAGAAAUUAUAGCUGCUGGGGAGGCAGGGAGACAGAAUUAUCCAAUCCUGCAAGUUCUUAGACACUUAGUUCUAAGUAAACCAAAUUGGUAGCUCCACUGACAUCAGGAGAAAGUUGUAAGUUACUCAUUCGUGUAAGUGCUAACUGGCCUAGAGCUUCAACCUAGGAAUUCAAACUGGCCUUUCACUUCAGCUUAGAGAUCAGGCUAUCUAGAAGAAGCACUGCAGCAGCCUUAAGUUUGUGGAGAGGAGACAUUCUUGCUGUACCAAUGUAUAAGACAGCAGUGGCACUGAACACCGAUAUUUGUGUAUAUCAGUGGGGGUUAGCAACAGAAAUUUAAAAGCUGGCUUUAGAUGAACCUUAGAAACUGAAUUCCAAGGCCAGGAGAUUUAUCAUAUAACCAGUUGCUUCCAGAGAAAUUAAUUUCCAUCUUGUUUGGAAAUUAUUGAAGGUGCUUUGAUUGAAGCCUUGAAUCUUGUUCAUUUUUGACAACAAAUUUCUGCUAUGACCAGUUCCACAAGCUUAUGUUCUCUGCUCACUGGAAGUCCUGGGUGGGGGUUUUUCUCUGUAAUUGCAACUAGAACUGCAGUUGGAAACAAAUUUUGUAUUUUUGUAUUACUUGACUGUGCACCAUUUUUAUAGCAGUUUAUCCUGUUUUAAAAAUAAAUUUGUUUUAUUUACAUGGUGUUUAAAAGAUACAGGCAACACUUUUCUAUGGGUAGUUGUAAUGUUUAAGUGGCAAAUCUAUAUCAUUACCAAGUUCUUAAUAAAAUCGUGUGCACCAUUCUUGAGUGUAUAUCCAGCAUGCAGAGCUUUUCAGUCAUGCCAGAAAGGCAUUACAUCCACAUGCAGGCUUUCCAGUGGCCCUUUAAAGCUUUCUGAAUAUCCUUUGAGGUUCAUUUGCGAACAGACUACAAACGGCCCUCUUCCAGAUCUGUCUUGUGUAAGGAGGCAUGCAGAAGACUGACAUCUGAAGAGACAACUUUUCAGGACAAGUUUAGACUCUGCUUUCCUUCCCUCAUAGGGAUAGUGGAGUUGGGAGAGCACUUGACAUGUAAAUCACUAGUUGGCAGUAGAGGUGCUGGGGUCUGCCAGUUGUGAGGGGUUACUGCUUUUGCCAGCUGGUUAUUAAAGCCAGUAUAUGGCCUGUUUUGUGGGAAGCAGUCUAGACUGACUAGACAGUGAUUCUGCCCAAGGAAUAAGACUGCAGGAGAAGCAGGUAAGACAGCUGAGACAGAGAAGUAAUCUCAUUGGAAAGUUCACUGAACUUAGUCUUAGUGAUUGAGGACUGGAGAUUCAGUUUGGCUUAUUUGGGCUUAAAAAUUAAGCCAAUGGGACUGCUGGUUCCCAGAAUUUGGUUUCUCAAAUGGUUGCUUUGUAGAAUUUGAUCAACUAGGUUUUAAAGGGAAAAAGCAUACCAUUCUUUAAAGUGUUUACAUUUUUUUCACAUUAUUUUACUCUCUUAUUUGGAAGUUGAGCAACAGUGUGUCAUAUUUAUUGCUCUUCCAGCCCUAGAGAACUAUGUUCUUUUAGGUCUCAUUUCUGUACUGCUCUUCCAGCAAAGGAGUGCCAAGUGGCCGAGUGUCAGCUCCCCUUUGUUCCACUGAUCUCAGCGCACAUGUCUUCUCACCUUCCUGAGGCAAUGAUUCAGGGUAUUUCCUGGACUGAUUGGGAGGGGUAAUAGGUGCUGACCUGAAGUUCUGAGGUGGGUUUUUGUUUUGUACGAUAUCACUCCAUCACUGUGCUUGCUGACAUUAGGAGUGCAGCCCAUCACUUUUACAGUUUCAGUGCUGCCCUAGAUUUAAACAUAUGGUAUGGUCACCUUAGAAUUGCUUAUUCAGCUUUUCUGUAGUUUAUGUUCACACUCCUAGCUGCCAAAACCAGGAUGGGUUUUUACAUGUGGCCUUAGCUUGGCAUAGUAACCCAAGGACUUUCUGCAUUAGGAAAGCAUGUCCCAGACAGAAGGGAGAACUUAAAAUCCCAGUUACACACUGUAGUGGGUUGAUCCUGGCUGGCAGAUAAGCCUCUACUCUGUUGCUUGCUCAGUACCCCAGCAGGAUGAGAGAGAGGAUUGGAAGGAUAAAAAGUGUCUAGAUAGUUCAAAGAAAAGAAUCCCAAGUGAUGCAAAGGCAGUCACUCACCACCUCCCACCAGCAGACCAAUGCCCAAGCAACAGCUACUUUGAAACCACACACACACCCACACACACCAGUUUUAUUGCUGAGUAUGACAUUAUAUGGUAUGGAAUAUUUCUUCAGUCUGUUCAGGUCAGCUGUCCUGGCUGUGUGCCCUCACACCCUCUUGCCCAACCUCAGCCUGCUCUGCUGGGGUGGCAGAGUGAGAAACAGAAGGCCUUGACCCUGUGCAAGCACUGCUCAGCAACAGGUAAAAUGCUGUUGUGUUAGUCAACACAGUUUUGGUCAAAAAUCUAGACCACAGCACCAUGAAGAUUGCUGUGAAGAAAAUUAACUCCAUCCCAGCCCAACCCAGUACACAGGUCCACUUACCCAAGAGUUAAUCCAAGACUUGCUCCCUGCAUUUUCGUAUAGCACCUUCUCAGGGUGGUUACUUCUUUCUGAAAGGGCUUUUUUUGCCGCAGGCAAGUGGCCUGCUCCACAGUGCUCCCUUUCACUGAGGGAGCAGGGGAUGCUAGCUCUUACUCUUUCAGCACAAAAUGGGGAUAUAAAGCAAAAAUGAGCCCUUUCUGUAUCAGUGUUCUGGCAAUUAAGCAGCCAGUGUUCGAGACAACAUAUUUAAUAUGCCCUUGGGGCAUGCACUUUAGUGGUUUGCUCUGAGUGGUUACGAUGUAUUCUAUGAAUGUAUGUUAUAGAGUCAGAAUAAAAUGCAUGUAGCAGACAUAUACUUAUCAUCACCAUCCAGUGAUCAUUUGGUUCUGAGUGCAUAUUUACAUGCUGUAUUGAACAUGGCACAGUCAUUCCUAGAAACAAGAUUUAAAAGUAGAUACCUAACAACAUUCCUGUUUUUAAAUCAUGGCUUUGCCUGUGCAGAUACUAUUUACUAUAUCUAAACAUCACUAGUCCAUUGUUUCUUGAACAGCUUGUGUGACACAUUAUCACCACAGAAAUCCUAUUUCCUCAUUAUGGAAAAAAAAACACCAUGUGUUUCCCAAAACAAAACCCAAUAGGCUUAUUUGAAGCAUUUCUUGCACUCAGCUUGCUUGUUGGGAUAAUGGAAAUUUACUCUAAAUAUUUCAUUUUCAAAUGCUCUUUCAGCUACUUCAUCUCUGCUGUUACUUCCAUCACAUAACAAAAUAUAAUGGAGACUAGUAAGACUGUAUUUCUUGUGUUCUGUAGCAAAUACUGUUCUCAAGGUAUUUUUAUUCUUUUGUGUUUGGAGAGAUGAGGGAUGAGAUGAAACUUGUCUCUUGUGAUGUGGGUUGUGUAUAAAAGGCAGAAUUUCUGAUCUGGGAUGGCGCUGUGAUGUGUCUUGCAGUGUUUGCAAGCUAAUGCAAUCGAGUCAAAGCUCUUCAGAGAUUUUGGAAUUAUGAAAAUAUUUCUAGGGACAAUAGGUAGCAUGAAUCCAUCUAAAAAUACCCAUUUGGAGGCUAAACUAUCUGGCAUUCAUUUGACAGAAAUCUGUUAGAACUAACAGAAAACUGGUAAACACCAUCAGAUUCUACUCCUCUGAGGUCAAGUCAUCAUACACGAGUAUGAUGACUUAAGUCUUUUAAGCAUUUGGUACUUUUCUAUAGAGGAAAUAUGGGACUCCCCUUAGAACCAAAGUUGCAAGAAUUCAGAGCAAAAGUACCAUCUGACUUUAAAAGAACUAACCCAAUUUCAGUAACACAGAGAGCUGGUUUCUCUGUGUAUGUGAUGGAAGGCGCUGGCAGCAUCGGUGGCUACCAUUCCUCAAGUGAACCCACUUCCCUCUUAUUUGAGUGAAAUAGGAGCAGCUAGGGAGUAUUUCAGACAGGUUUUGUGAGAUCAGGAAGCUGUCACUCAUGAAACCCAGCAGAAGCUGGGCGCUCACUGCACAGUUCUAAUUCUCAAAUGAAUACUACGUGUGCUCCAGUCUCAGCAUUGGUUGGGUCCUGCCCUGCUCUGACUGAAAAGGGAGAAUCCCUCACAUGAGAGAAAGAACACUGCUGACAGUGUUGUAGUGUCUCACCGGGGAGUGAGGGAGAAGAAAAGAGAAAGGUGGGUUUGUGUUCAGUGUCGGCCAGAAAGCAGCUGUCAGAGGUUAGGUGGGGCCAUGGAGAGCAGGAUUUCACGGGUAGAAAAUGUUCCACAGGAUCUUCACAGUAGUUAAGAAAAAUCACAUUUCGAUUCACAGACAUCUCACAGCAACAUCCCCUGUGCCCUGCUUUUAUUUUGCUCUGGAGCUCUUCAGAGCAAGAAAGAAGGUGGAAUCCUAUACCUAUAGAAAGGAGUUACUUCUAUUUGGUGGAUGGUGUUGCUGACUAUAGCAGAUACCUAAAGAAAAUGGAAAAUCUUCUGAACAGAUUUUAAAGGCUUGACAGUACUUGCAUUGUCUAUCAAAGCUUCAUCUGCAAAUAAAUUUUUCAUCCUCUUCCACUCAUACUUUGAACAGGGCAAUCAAACCCCUGGACUGGCUUAGUGAUUUACAUUGAAUCAAGAUCAACUGACAGGUGCUCCUUUUUCCAGUGGAAUGCCACCUCCUUUGGGAAUGGGAAAAGUAAAUGUGACACUGUUUAUUGUUGUCUUGAGAAUUUGAAAUGUUUUAUACUGCAAGCUGUGAAUGCAGGAAGAGAAAGGAAAUUAACAGUGCUGAUCUAAUCUUAGAUUUUCUGUGUAAACUGACAUUGUGCCAGGAUACUGAUGCAAAACUGUAUUUUAGUCUAAGAAAUGUAUAGAUUUUUUAAUGUAUCAAAAUAAAGCUUUUCUUUUUAAGUAA